AAUGGAUGGUAAUGAGAAAACGGCAGAUAAUACUAGGAAAAGUAUUGUUAGAAUAAAUGAACAAGAAAUUAACGUUAAAGAAGAAUCUAUAAAUGGCGAAGAAAAGGAAGAUGAGGAAAAUGAAAUUGAAGAUGAUUUCAAGGGAAUUGACCCUUACCAAAGAGCUAUGGAGUAUCUAUCCAAGAAUGACAUCUUUGAAUUAUUUCAAAGUUUAACUGCUGGAUUGGUGCUGAGUCGACCUCAAAAGUCUAUACAAUAUAUGAUAAAUGAAAUAGACAAAAUAAGACAAGCUAAGGAGGCAAAAAAUGGAUCCUUAGUGCCAGACCAAAUGGAUCCCUACAAAGAUCCUCCUGAACAUAAAGCGACAAUACAGGAAAUGUUCACGUCAAUAAACGUUGAUAAUAAAUGA
This is a messenger RNA of Dimorphilus gyrociliatus, 409 nucleotides long. Lineage: Eukaryota; Metazoa; Annelida; Polychaeta; Dinophilidae. The record is from the annotation of a GenBank genome assembly.